Messenger RNA from Lathyrus oleraceus (garden pea), 771 nucleotides. RefSeq names its product proline-rich receptor-like protein kinase PERK2. The record is from RefSeq and is a predicted model, not a curated record. The transcript has a single exon. NCBI's taxonomy places the organism in Eukaryota, Viridiplantae, Streptophyta, Magnoliopsida, Fabales, Fabaceae. The coding region runs from base 1 to 771 and encodes 256 amino acids.
AUGUAUUACUUAUAUGAUCUGCGCAAACAAGGAGUAUUGUUCUCAGACUUCUCCUUAGACUGGCUUCCAGAAUGUCCUCCAGACUUCAUGAAGCGACCACGAGAACCAUCUGAGAAGGCAAAACAGGAGAAGAAAGCAAAACUGGGAGAAUCCUCUGGAUCAAGACCUCCAGUACCUCUGACUGGAUCCUUUGGUAAGUCUGUCUCUCUCCCUCCUUCUGUACAAGUUAAGCCUAUUGCUUCCUCAAUCCCUCAACCAACGCCCAUAUACACCAACUCAGAAACUCCUCCCUCAACCACCAGACCAUCUAACCAACCCUCUCAAAAAUUCAACCUGGCCACCACAUCUCUACCCAUUUCGGAAGCAAAAAUGCUAAACGAGACAACCUCACCCUCCUCUUCUUCUUCUCCAGAAUCACCACCCUACUAUAACCUUUCAUCAGACACUGAACCAUCUGACCCUCACUCCCCAACUCUGGCUCAGCUCCAAACACGUGCUCUGGCCUUUCAACAACCAACACAAUCCAUUCCGGAACCAGAAGUUACCUCUUCACCCACAGACGACCUAAACACAACCACAUCUGACCCUCCACCAUCCGAACCAAUUCACGCUGAAACACAACCACACAACUCUGAAAUACCCCCACCAAAUACAUCCGUUGAACCACAAACUCCCACACUUAACCUAAGCCUUCCCACUUCUCCACCCCAAGCCUCUGAACCUGAAAACACCCUCCUAACCCUUGAGGAAGCAAUAAAGGUGUUUGCAUAG